AUGCUUUUCGCCAUUGUGCUUCUGCCUGUUUCAGUUCAGUGCAUUCUUCUGAAAGUGUUCAAGCCUGCGGCAGUUCUUCCUUCGGAAAUCAUCCGACCCCUGCCCUUAAUGCGGCCCUGGUUUUUUUUCUUCUUGGUUCGCUGUGUUGUAGGGUGCCAAAGUGCGCAACGACACAGGCGAGUCUUUCGAAAAAGUCGGGCCCGACUCUCCGGUAGAAGGGAGUUUCUGCUAUCAAACAACCUCCCCCCCCCUUUGUCUCGCUCAUCAGGCAUUGUUUUCUUGCCAGUGGUCAGAGGUGGGGGGGCCACCGUAAGCUUGUGGGUGUUAUUUGGAGCUGUUGAAUCGGCGCAGCAUCCAAAAGUGUCUGGAAAAACUGUGGGGGCGAGUUGGAGCACCACUUGUACGGAUCAUUACGUUCACAAUGCACGAGACGCGGGGGGAAUACGUUGA
Messenger RNA from Verticillium dahliae VdLs.17, 450 nucleotides. RefSeq lists its product as uncharacterized. The transcript has 2 exons. Lineage: Eukaryota; Fungi; Ascomycota; Sordariomycetes; Glomerellales; Plectosphaerellaceae. The record is from RefSeq and is a predicted model, not a curated record. Bases 1 to 450 code for a protein of 149 amino acids.